Molecule: messenger RNA, 822 nt
Organism: Metarhizium acridum CQMa 102
Lineage: Eukaryota; Fungi; Ascomycota; Sordariomycetes; Hypocreales; Clavicipitaceae
Source: RefSeq, a predicted model, not a curated record
AUGGGCGUUGAUUUGGACUACCUUACCCCGCGGGGUCUCUUGGUUAACAAGAAUUUUGUUUGCCAGGGGCCUUCAUUUAGCAGCCUCAUUCUAGCCAUCAACAAGAUGCUUGACGUGCCACACAGCAAGGAGACGAUGGCCCAGGAGUUUAACUUCUCCAGUGACGCAUUUGACGUGUACAUGACAGAGAUUCAUUUCAACGCAGGAAAGCUUAAGACAGCAUAUCGCGAUGUCGGAGACGUCUGCGACAGAAUCCUUGUCCUUUCGGCCUCAGCUCCCAGAGAUUAUGAUAAACUGUUUGAUGAUCUGGCACGGCUGUACAAGGAUGAAUCUGACAACGAGGCACUGCGCAAAUCUGUCAAAGAGCAGAUUGAUGCACGCUUGGCUGGCAUUCACAAUGUUUCCACCAAGGCUACGGCUACAAGAGCAGUCUUGGCCAAUUCCACAGACGCCGUCAAAUUAGCACAGGACCAGCUGAAGCAAGUUAGCGCCCAGCUAAACACCGAAGCCAUCUAUCGUCGACUCCUAGAGGCCUUUAUGCCUGAUAUGGUGAAAAUUGCCAUGAAUAACUUUGCAAUAAACAUGAUGAGAGCAUGGAUUGGGCAAAUCCAAUUGACUGACGGGACUGCGGCCUCGUUGAAUGAGCUGCAGAGAGCUGUUGGUGCUGUUGCGGAGAUAGACAUGGAUCUUGUCUCAUUGCGCAAGUACGUGGAGGAAAACACCACACCCGGGCCAGGCCCUAUUUUGGAUCUGCAGAAGGGCAACAUACUUGAGAAGUGGGAAGACUUGGACAAGGAAGCCCGGAUCCCUGAUCGUUACUGA